AUGCAUUUCAGCAGGUUUGGGCUCGUUGCCCUUGGGGCAGCAGCUGUGAAUGCUUUCAGAGAUACAUCACCAUUCUUCCUCGCUUCAACCUCCGAGGUCCUAGCGAACUCCGCUUACAUCCAGACAGGAGCGUCUGUUCUCGAAACCCUUGAUUCUGCGCUCAGCUCUUGCCCCUCGGACUAUUAUGUCGUCGUUUACCAGCCUGGUGCACACGCUACCGACUUCUCGACGCGCAAGUCUGCACCCCGCUUAGGUGCGAAGAUGCUCGGCAAGGACAGCUCAAUCCGCUCUAAGAUGAGUGUGAACGAGGUCGCUGGCUUGGUGGAACCAAAGGAAGUCAAGAAGCUUCUGGAGACGAAGUGCAAGGCCCAGACUACCACUAUCGAUGGAUCCACCGGAUCAUACCCCUCGGUGUUUGGGGAGGGCCCCCGAAUCAUCGAUAUCGAGUUCCCGAUGCUGUCCCUCAACUCACACCGCGCGCAGCAGCUUUCUGAAUUCGAUGGCUUCCUCUCCGACGUUGUUGAGCGCAUUCCCUCCUCCAAGUAUACUAUCCUAUACAUUACCUCCCCGAGGGAAUUCCCUGAAUCAGACUCUGUGAUCUACGAAACCUCCGAGGGCUCGUACCAGGACUCACUACACAUGGAAAUGAAGCGUGAUUACUCCGCGUCUGGUAGUUCAUCAACCUCAUCGAACAAAUCAACUUCUUUGUUCGAAGAGUACCAGUACUUCACUCCAGGCAUCUUCAUGGGUCUCAUGGCUACCUUCCUAUUCUUGGUGAUCUUAUACAUUGGUAUCAGUGCCUUGAGCAGCCUCCAAAUCCCGUAUGCCGCAUUCGAGAAGGAUGAGUCCGCUACCGUGCUCAAGAAGCAGCAAUAA
Molecule: messenger RNA, 876 nt
Organism: Penicillium olsonii
Lineage: Eukaryota; Fungi; Ascomycota; Eurotiomycetes; Eurotiales; Aspergillaceae
Source: the annotation of a GenBank genome assembly